AUGGCGGUGAGAAAUUUUUGGGCUUCUUAUAAAAUUUCGAGUCUGAUUACAUCAGUUCAUCGUUAUCGGCUUUUCGCUGGCAAUCCAUCUCAGUCACAGCACCGUGAUGCGCGUUUCUCUAACAAAGAGCUGAGAGGAACUGUGUUUCGCAGGGCAAAAUGGAUUUUUGGCUCUGUAUUGACUUUUCUACUACGUUUUUGGCAGCAAAAACUGAAAACUCUGCUAAGGUUGGAAGGGAAGGCAGAGGAAGUUGUGGAAGAGGUGGAAAAUGUGGCAGAGGAGAUCGAAAAGGUGGCGACUACAACUGAGAAGAUAUCAGCAGAGGUGGCUAAUAAGAUUCCGUUCAAUGGCAAACUCAAGGAUGCAGCAUUGUGCAUAGAACAUGUAUCUAGUGUCACAGCAAAGGAUGCUCAACAAGUACUAGAUCUUAUUCACAAAGUUGAUGAAUUGAAGCACGACUUGAAAGACUUGGAGACAUUUGUUGAGCCAGUUAUUGAUAAGAUUAAGAUAAAUGAAGAUGAAGAAAAGUAGUAUACAUGGAAAAAUUUCUUGAUAUGUUUUAAAUACAUGCAAUACAUGUACCCCACUUCCCCAUAACAGGGUUGGUAUUGAAAAAAGAAAUAAUCUCAAUUUGUUUUUAAUUUCUUUAUGAAAUAAUUAAGCCGUGCAGUCUCAAGUGUUUUAUACCUUGUGUGCAUGCAACAUAGGGUUUGUUUGGCUGACAACCAAUUUAUUGAAAUAAAAUGAGAUUAAUCUGUGG
Cornus florida is the source of this 760-nucleotide messenger RNA. RefSeq lists its product as uncharacterized. Bases 1 to 531 code for a protein of 176 amino acids. The record is from RefSeq and is a predicted model, not a curated record. Lineage: Eukaryota; Viridiplantae; Streptophyta; Magnoliopsida; Cornales; Cornaceae. The transcript is spliced from 4 exons.